AUAAAUAUCCCUUUUCACUUUCCACUUUCCACUUAUUUUUUUUCUUCAUAUAACCACAACACUGCUACCUACUAUACCAAAAAAUGAAGCAUUUUCCUACAGCUGCUCUCCUCCUCUUCUUAGUGCUUCUUCUCUCAACAAAUGAAGAAAUAGGAGUUGGAAUUAGAAAGCUGGAGGCAAAACUGUGUCAAUACCACAGUGAAACCUUCCAUGGAGUUUGUGUAACGGGUAACAAUUGUAACCAACACUGCCUGAAAGAACACUUUGAGGGUGGACGCUGCCAUGGCAUUCGCCAUUAUCGUUGCGUCUGCUACAAGACUUGCUAGUUUCCUUUACUACCUAUUUCUUAUUAUGCUUUAUAAAUAAAUAAAAAAAGGCAUGUAAUGUAAUCAUGCUCAAUUUUUAAUAAAUAAGUGAUCCUAUUCGAUCGGAUCGGAUCCAUGGGUAUAUAUAUGCUUGCUUAA
Messenger RNA from Solanum dulcamara, 464 nucleotides. RefSeq names its product defensin Tk-AMP-D6-like. The transcript has 2 exons. Bases 84 to 326 code for a protein of 80 amino acids. Lineage: Eukaryota; Viridiplantae; Streptophyta; Magnoliopsida; Solanales; Solanaceae. Gene Ontology annotation, biological process: defense response. The record is from RefSeq and is a predicted model, not a curated record.